UGGACCUAUGACAAACGUCAACCAGCGAAGAUAAAACGGGCCGGGAAUCCACCAGAGCUUCACACUUUUUCGCAUUCACUUGAGACUCAAGAGCCACAUAACCAGGUGAGACUGUCACCUGGGGAAACCGUUAAACAUCCUCCCACAGCGAUGUACUAGUCAAAGGCACAGUCGUUAGGGCCAGGGUGUUAAAAGAAACCGCCCGCCUCCACCAGCCUCCGGCGCACGAGACUCCGGCACCCAAGCAGGAUCGAGCGGGGCGAGCGGAGACUACAACUCCCAGCAGGCGGCGCGGCAGCAGGGCUCACGCACGCGCAGCCCAAACCCUGGGAACGAGGGCCCGCGGCGGGCUUCCGGGACAGGACGAUGGCUGCGCCCAGGCUGCGGCGUGCAACACAAAGGCUCUUUGAGAUGUCGGCGGCGUGGGGGCGCCUGAGUCGAGUUUACAGCACGUCUCACGCCUUUGCUGAGGUGCUGCAGCUGCCGAAGAAGCAGAUGACGAGGCUGGUGUAUCCGCUGCAGGAACUCGAGCAGUACCUCGCCCCGGACAGGAGGUCCGACCUUCACCUGAGGAUCUUCGAUCCGAGCCUGGAGGACAUCGCGAGGGCGGACACCAUCUUUACCGCCACCGCCCGGAACCGCAUCGAUUACCUCAGCUCCGCCGUCCGUCUCGACCACGCCCCGGACCUCCCCUGGCCUGAGGUAUGUUUUAUAGGCAGAAGCAAUGUUGGAAAAUCAUCACUAAUAAAGGCUUUAUUUUCACUGGCCCCUGAGGUUGAAGUCAGAGUCUCCAAAAAACCGGGACACACAAAGAAAAUGAAUUUUUUCAGAGUUGGAAAAUAUUUUACAUUGGUGGACAUGCCAGGUUAUGGCUAUAGAUCACCUAAAGAUUUUGUUGACAUGGUAGAGGCCUAUCUGAAAGAACGAACGAAUUUGAAGAGAACAUUUUUAUUAGUGGACAGUGUUGUUGGAAUUCAAAAAACAGACAAUAUUGCCAUAGAAAUGUGUGAAGAAUUUGCAUUACCUUAUGUGAUGGUAUUAACAAAAAUUGACAAAUCUUCCAAGGGACAUCUUUUAAAACAAGUGCUUCAGAUACAGAAAUUUGUUAACACACAAACACAAGGAUGUUUUCCUCAAUUGUUUCCUGUAAGUGCUGUGACCUAUUCUGGAAUCCAUCUAUUGAGAUGCUUUAUAGCAAAUGUAACAGGAAAUCUUGACUAAUGGGGCUCCUAGUUUAGCCAAAGA
Messenger RNA from Lemur catta (Ring-tailed lemur), 1245 nucleotides. RefSeq names its product GTP binding protein 8 (putative) (gene GTPBP8). NCBI's taxonomy places the organism in Eukaryota, Metazoa, Chordata, Mammalia, Primates, Lemuridae. Bases 367 to 1221 code for a protein of 284 amino acids. The record is from RefSeq and is a predicted model, not a curated record. The transcript is spliced from 6 exons. Gene Ontology annotation, cellular component: mitochondrion. Gene Ontology annotation, molecular function: GTP binding.